Molecule: messenger RNA, 874 nt
Organism: Momordica charantia (bitter melon)
Lineage: Eukaryota; Viridiplantae; Streptophyta; Magnoliopsida; Cucurbitales; Cucurbitaceae
Product: protein NUCLEAR FUSION DEFECTIVE 6, mitochondrial
Cellular component (GO): mitochondrion
Source: RefSeq, a predicted model, not a curated record
CCGAAACUAUCCCAACUGUUGUAGAAAGAGAAACCCUCAGAGUAGGGUUUUAGAUUUCAUUCUGAGUCUCAGCAGCCAACAGCCAACAGGCAACAGUCGAGUGCUUCUUGUUGAUAAUCUCGAUCAAAAAGCUUUCAGUAUAUCAAAUCUCUAGCAUUUCAUCUGAUUAACAAUGGCCUCACUUGGCGCUAGGUCUGUUUUCCGGUCAUUUUCCGGUUCCGCACGCCGUGCUGCUGCUCAUAUCGGUUCUGAAGCCCGGGCGUCAAGCUCUCCCUUUCGCAUGGCAACUAACAAGCCCCUCUCUCAUCGAACUUUCAGGUGUGCAGCUGAGAUGAGCUUCUGUUUGGAGUCGAUGAUGCCGUUUCACUCUGCGUCGUCGUCAGCUUUGAUGACUUCAAUGCUCUCUAUUUCGCGUAACAGCUGUGGUUGGCUUCCCGAAGCAUGCAAUGAUGAUCUGUGAUUAAUGACAAAAGGAAUCGAGGAAGUUCUCUAUGCAACUCACCAUACGGACAGUGACUUCUAUUAUUUCUUAGAAGCUUCCAAGCUCCAAUUGGUGGCUAGUGAAGAGUUGAGCUUCCAAACCAAUGGCAAUGGUUGAUUGUUAUUUGAAGACUAGUCUAAGUUUUUAAUGCUCAAAAUGUUCAUCAUAGGCUUGAUGCUUUAUGUAGUACAGGCUUAUUGUUAACAUUUAUAUGUGAAUGUGAUUCAUAUAAACUUUUUCAUUGAAUGUUCAUUGAGAAAUUGAAAGCUUCGUUUUUGCUGGAAAAGUGGGUUUGUACUUUGUAGGAGCUUCAACAAAAGUUCCUUCAACUUUAAUAGGAGUGUCUUGAUUGAGAUAUCAAAAUGAAAAUUUUUCUUUUACCCCAUUGGUCAA